Messenger RNA from Lipotes vexillifer (Yangtze River dolphin), 1170 nucleotides. RefSeq names its product 3-hydroxybutyrate dehydrogenase 1 (gene BDH1). The record is from RefSeq and is a predicted model, not a curated record. Lineage: Eukaryota; Metazoa; Chordata; Mammalia; Artiodactyla; Lipotidae. Gene Ontology annotation, cellular component: intracellular membrane-bounded organelle. Gene Ontology annotation, molecular function: 3-hydroxybutyrate dehydrogenase activity. Gene Ontology annotation, biological process: steroid metabolic process.
AUGGUAGGGGAGGAGCUGCCUCUCGGGCAGAACCUUGUUACUGAACCCACCCGGAGGAGCCUGGCCAUUCUGCCUCUCGUGGCCACUGUGCUGACUGCCCGCUUCUCCAGACCCCUGUCACAGCCCCCGAGGAAAACCCUGAAUUUCUCUGACAGAGUAAAUGGAGCAAGAGGCUUGCUGCUGUUUCACUCUGCCUCCUUUGUCCCUGUUGACCGUCGGACUGACGCUGCUUCGGUGAACCCAGUUGCCAGCAAAGCUGUCUUGGUCACAGGCUGUAACUCUGGAUUUGGGUUCUCCUUCGCCAAGCAUCUGCAUUCAAAAGGCUUCCUUGUAUUUGCUGGCUACUUGAUGAAGGGCCUGGUUAACAAUGCGGGCAUCUCAAUGUUUGGGGAUGUGGAGUUCACCAGCAUGGAGACCUACAAGGAGGUGGUGGAAGUAAACCUCUGGGGCACAGUGCAGGGGACAAAACCCUUUCUCCCCCUCAUUUAGAGGGCCACAGGCUGCGUGGUCAACAUCAGCGGCAUGCUGCGCCGCAUGGCCCACGCGGCCGGCCCCACGUACUGCAUCACCAGGCUUGGGGUGGAGGCUUUCUCCGACUGCCUGCGCUACGAGGUGCACCCACUGGGAGUGAAGGUCGGCGUGGUGGAACCCGGCAACUUCAUCGCCACCACCAGCCUCCACGGCGCUGAGCGCAUCCAUGCCAUCGCCAGUAAGAUGUGGGACGAGCUGCCUGAGGAGGUGCGCAAGGACUACGGCUGGAAGUACUUUGACGAGAGGGUCGCGAAGAUGGAAACCUACUGCAACAGCAGCUCCACGGACACGUCCCUCGUCAUCAGCGCUGUCACCCACACCCUGACCUCCGCUAACCCCUACACUCGCUACCACCCCAUGGACUACUACAGUUGGGUGCAAAUGCGCAUCACGACCCACUUGCCCGGAGCGAUCUCCGACAGGAUCUACAUACACCGAGGAGUUUCUCACUGGCCUCUGCCUGCAGCACUGGGCCUGGGCCCCUUGGAGUAUAACCCCAUCUCCCAAGCAGCAGGCUCUGGGCCCUGCUCCCUGGGAGGAGAUGUGCUGGAGGAGCCCAUCAGCGACCCUCCAGGAGGAAAUCUGCCUGGCCUGGGCUCACACCGCCCCAUCCUGGGCGUUUCUGAGGGCAUGCUCUAA